Anopheles coluzzii is the source of this 3060-nucleotide messenger RNA. RefSeq names its product SAM50-like protein CG7639. Gene Ontology annotation, biological process: mitochondrial respiratory chain complex assembly; protein insertion into mitochondrial outer membrane. The record is from RefSeq and is a predicted model, not a curated record. Bases 325 to 1662 code for a protein of 445 amino acids. The transcript has 6 exons. NCBI's taxonomy places the organism in Eukaryota, Metazoa, Arthropoda, Insecta, Diptera, Culicidae. Gene Ontology annotation, cellular component: outer membrane; SAM complex.
CAUUAAAUGCAGUUUUCUUUUUCAUAAUAAUUCUAAGUCACAAAACUGUAAUUUUAAGCUAAUUUCAUCAGGUAGUACAACAAUUAACACGUCAUAUUUACCCGCUCAAUGAAGCAUUGCAAUUCACGCGUCCUGUCUGUCGUCAUCCAUUCGUUGUUUAUUGUUGGCGCAACCUAAAAGCAGCAUGAUUCUUUAUUAGGCGUUUUAUCGCACGAAAUUAAACCCGUUUCAUUGUAAAUUAGUGUGCACGGUAGCAAAGCUACUCCCCGUCCAGUGCGUGCAACCAACCGAAACCGAAAAAGACCACCGGACACAUUACAUAACAUGGGAGGCGGAACGUCCAGGGCAGAACCGUCCCAGGAAGGUCGCCGGGAGCCGGAUUUUACCCGCUUCAAGGCACGGGUGGACCGGGUGUACAUAGCAGGGCUGCAGCGGACGCACGACGACUACGUACAGCGGGCGGCACGUCACCUGUUCAAGGCGCAAAACUUUCAGGACGUUAUCGUGGAGACGGCAAACGUCAAGGAUGAUCUGCUCCGAUUAGGCAUCUACAAGAACCUGCGCAUCUCGAUCGAUACGAGCAAGGGCGAGGGAGCGUCCAAGAACGGGUACACGGUCACGUUCACGGGCGAGGAGCUGUCCCGCAUCACUGGCAACGUUGGUGUGGAGGUUGGCCAAAACGAUGGAGCUGCUACCACCGAAUUGGUCACGCCGAACCUGUUUGGACGUGGCGAACGGCUCAGCUUAAACCUAAGCCGCAGCUACGUGCGCAACAGUGUGGUGAAUAUUAAGCUCACCAAACCCUUCUACCAUACGGCCGUGGGCGAUUAUGAGCCAGAAACCUCCAUCACCGUGUUCCGGAAUGCAUCGCCCCAUCCCUGGUCCAAGUAUCGGCUCGAGGACAACGGUGCGCUGCUCGACUUUUCCUUCGCCAUCCCGUCGCUCGGCUUCAGCAACAGCCUCCAGUACGAGCUGGGCAUGAAGGAGCUGUUUGCGCUCGACAAGCAGACGCCGUUCUUCGUGCGCGAACAUUGCGGACCCCGGCUAGUGUCUACCUUCCGCUACAUUGGCCAGUACGAGGGUCGGGACGAUAGCGUGUUUCCGUCGAGCGGCGUGUACGCAAAGGGCACGGCCGAGCUGAUCGGCAGCCGCCUGUCCCAGCUCGGCAUCGUACGGCAGGAGCUGCAUGCCGAGCUGAACGUGCCACUGUUUCUCGGCGCCUCGGUGCAGCUGUGCGGUCGGAUCGGUGCGAUACUGCAGGACAAGCGCAAGGAAUCGCUACCGAUCAAUCAACUGUUUUUCCCCGGCGGUCCGCAAACGUUGCGCGGCUUCGAGCUGGCCGGUGCUUGCCCGCGGCGCGACGGCAUUGCGGCCGGCUGUCGAUCGUACUGGGCGACGGGGCUGCAUCUGUGGAGCCCGCUACCCUUCAACCAGUACUUUGGCGGGUUCGGUAAUCUGUUCCGGACGCAUGCGUUCUACAAUAUCGGCACGUGCGAUACUUAUACCACGGACAAACUGCGCAGCACGGCAGGAAUCGGCAUCGCGUUCCGCAUGGGCCAGAAGGCGCGCAUCGAGUUCAACUACUGCCAGCCGCUCUCGUACGAGGCGGGCGAUCGGGUAGUGAAAGGGUUCCAGUUUGGCAUCGGUUACGAGUUUGUCUAGAAAGUGUUCAAACGUUUUCUCUCGAACCACUCGUACCUCUCGUGCUACUACUCCGCCUUUUGGUUUCGAAACCACCCAGAUCCACACUAGCUUUCCGUGAACAUCCGUUCCGUUCUGUUUCCACGUUCCUUUUCCAGCCAAACUCCUACUGCUCCCACCUGCUUCUUGUUCUUGUGCAUUUGCUUUUCUGUUUUCUUACGUAUUUUAACGCAUUUUCACCCGUGUUUGCGUACUCGGACACUAGCUGCUAGCAAACGAAACGUACCACAACCUCACGAGUCAGUAUGUUUAAGUUAUGACGCGACGAGCAGUGCAUAGAUAAUAUAAAAAAAGGAAAUAUAAUGAAUCAAAAUGAAGCAAGAUGCGUCCUAGGGGGAUGGCUUGAGGGCCUUGAUUUUAAGAAAGAAACUAUAAAAAAAGACAGAGGACUAUUUCGCAAACUCUCUGUAAUUUACAUAUACCACGUGUUUUGCAUUUCAAUCCUAAUUCAUCACUUUGCAUUUUAUUAAUUAUGAUACUUUUAUUAUGUUCACUUUUAUUUGUUCCUCCUCCCUCGUUUUGUCUUGGUUUAGAGCGUUAGAAGAGAAUUUUGAAAAUGUUAUACUUAUAGGUACACGAACCACGCGCCCUCCCAAACCUUCGAGUGUGUUCCCCCGUGGUGUAAAUUUCUGUUGUAGUGUUGUUGCAAGUGUAAAACUGUGCUAAUCUUAUAAGAGGAACACUCUUGACGAUUUAAAACACAAACACACACACGCACACUCAUACAUAGAAACAGAAUCUAGUUUGAAUGCUGCAAACGCCGCAACCGAUCUUUACGCAUUUUGCCCGCUUAAUAAUGUCUUGUAGGGAGCGGACACGAACGCUAACGAAAAGUUCACAUCAUCGGAGAACAAUAAUGAACAAAAAUUAAAAAAAAAACUCGUCCCUGCCAUGCCCUGCACUCACACAGUCACACUAUCCUCUACUUUGUACAACGUUGCAACGAUACCGUUAGGAGACGCGAAGCGUAAAAUGCGUGCGCCUUGUGUUUUCAGCGGGAAAUGUACAGCGGUACCCUUAAAUUAGUUAGUUACACAUAAAUUACGCACUAAAUUGCAUACGUGGGUGGUUUUGCGUGGUGCGGGUCUCCUCGUGCCCGUUUUUCUUCUUUUCAUUUUUCUGUUUUGAUUGGCAUAUCCAACAACAUUCCAUUUCCGGUUGCAGCUCUAUCAUUACACACGGGCGAUCCGUCCCCAGUACGUUAUGCCCCAAGUGUGUUGGCAUGUGUGUUUUUGUGUGUGUGUGACGAUCACUUUUAAUUGUUAGUAGCAAAAAAAAAGGGAGAAAAGAAACAAAUAAGCAAAGAACACAAUUUACCAUCAUAAGCUAUAGCCAAACGUUAAAUAUCCUAAAGAGAGA